Messenger RNA from Leptinotarsa decemlineata (Colorado potato beetle), 2223 nucleotides. Its product is annotated as putative exonuclease GOR. The record is from RefSeq and is a predicted model, not a curated record. NCBI's taxonomy places the organism in Eukaryota, Metazoa, Arthropoda, Insecta, Coleoptera, Chrysomelidae. Gene Ontology annotation, molecular function: nucleic acid binding; exonuclease activity. Gene Ontology annotation, cellular component: nucleus.
AAUUGAAAAUACAUGUGCGAGAAUUGUUUAUUUUUCCGAAAAUCCAAGUUCUAGAAGAAAUACGCUCCUUUUUCACGCUCUCAUCAUCUGUUUUACGUUUUUCAAAAUGAGUUCACGAAGAGGACCAUCGACGACAUUCUACGGCCGAGAAAAACAACGCUGCAAGAAAAGACUAUAUCCGCGUAUUUGGACGGCGAGCUCUCUUCAGUGCACGGGAUAUGUGUCUGAGGUGAACCGCAAACGAGGAAUGAGUACCAUAUCGAGUCUUCAUAUGGGGUUGACAUCACGGAGAAUCGAGCAAAUAUUGACACCCCAGCUCAACACUUUUUCAAAUUUCGAGUAUUUAUUCGUAACAUUGCUUCAAAAUUAUUUGAUCACAUUCGACGAAAUGGCAAGCCUAGGAUACACUACUCCGAUUGAUAUAGAACGUUUCUAUUCCCAAGUCUAUAGGUAUUCCACCGAAAAAGUCUCCUCGAUUUCCGGUUCUUCAAACUUCACGACAGCCAGCAACAAUGAACUCUCGAACUAUGAUUCUGCAGGAUAUCUUUGGAGACAGUCAGACCGUUAUCACUAUUCGAGGAUAUGCUGUAGGUGCGGUAAGACAUUCUACACAACAGCUGAUUUCUACAUCACAGCUGAAAGAUGUUGCUAUCAUUGGGGCAAACUGCGGCGGUCGGUUCACCCACAAGAUCCUACUCGUUGUCAGAUGACUCACGAAUGCUGUAGAAGGCCGCCAGGUUCGAUUGGAUGUACCGAAAGUCGCCUUCACGUUUGGAAAGGAACAACCGAAACUUAUGACGAUUACGUUUUCACGACACCCAGUCGAAAUCCCCGUCUAUAUGGAACUUAUGGUGUUUAUGCUCUGGACUGCGAAAUGUGUUACACAGUGAAAGGCCUCGAAGUAACAAGAGUUACUGUAGUUGACUCGAAUGGAAGAUGUGUAUAUGAGUCGUAUGUGAAACCUCUUCAUGAAAUCGUUGACUACAACACACUUUUUUCCGGGAUAACGGCCGAAGACAUAAUUCGAGGUCCUACUAACAGCCUGGCUGACGUGCAGAGGGAUUUGAUGAGCUUCAUAACUGCAGACACCAUAUUGAUUGGUCACGGCUUGGAGAAUGAUUUACGAGCCUUGAAAAUCGUGCACAACAAAAUUGUGGAUACCGCAUUUACGUUCCCCCACUACAGAGGACUACCGUUUCGUAGAUCACUGAAAGAUUUGAUUUCGGAAAUCCUCCAAGAUGAUAUACAGUGUAGUUCGAAGGGCCACGAUAGUCGUGAGGACGCUACGGCUUGCAUGCGGCUCAUGUUAUGGCGAGUAAGGGUAGAAUUUCCAGGUUAUCUGUAGUGUUUAAGAACGAAGAAGAAGCGUGCUCAUUAUGCUUUCGGAAAUGGCAACGAGGUGCGAGAUGCAAUGACAGCAUUUAUUGUUUUGUAGCGUUAUUUUCCAAUAAAACCUUUGAUCUGUAUUGUAUUUCUCAAGUCUUCAUUCAAAUCCUUCAAUGGGUCGUACCUACUCACGAAAAAUUAUAUAUAGGUGCCCAUAGUAAUUUCAUCGAAUUCAUCUUGAAUUCAUGACAUUAUUUUCUAAUGACACUUUCGAACUGGUAUGACAUUUCUAUAAAUUGAUUGAAUUUUGACAUAAUUUAGUAAUAGAACAAAGACAAUUUCGGGAUUUUCCAAAAAAAAGAAUGUGGUAGUGGCAUUCUGGCCACAUGCUAGUUUAACUUAUAUCCUUUUCAUUAUCGAAAAUAAAGCGGACGCAAUGGAGGAAUCUGGAGUUUAUAAACUUGAAAAUCCGGAGUGUGAUAGUGAUGCGGGAUAAUGUAGCUGAAAUUUCUCAAAACGGUAUACUGAACAUGGAAGGUCCUUCAGACUAGUUGAAAAUAAAUCGACGUUUUCGAAACAAUCCUUGGAAUACAACGACCGAAUCUGAACGAUACAAAAACUGCACUGUGCAGGCAAAUAUUUGGAAUCCUUGGGAAUUCAUAAGCAUCAUCAUUGCGGAUGUAACCGUCUACAUGACUGAAUAGACCUGGUUGGUUUCCAGAUUAGCGUACCCACAUUGUUACAGGUGAACAUUCAGCUAAUAAAUUCGUCAAGGACCGUCUGUUAUUACUUGCAAUGGUGUAUAGAUAUGAAAGGGAUAAACAUUGCACAGAGCAGUAAAAGCACCUAAAACGUGGCCAAAAAUAAAUUCUCACUUUUUUUAAAUUUUGUUGAUUG